Molecule: messenger RNA, 2624 nt
Organism: Bufo gargarizans (Asiatic toad)
Lineage: Eukaryota; Metazoa; Chordata; Amphibia; Anura; Bufonidae
Gene: CDCA7
Product: cell division cycle associated 7
Exons: 10
Coding region: 96-1322 (408 amino acids)
Biological process (GO): regulation of DNA-templated transcription
Cellular component (GO): nucleus
Source: RefSeq, a predicted model, not a curated record
ACUACAAACUUUUUCGCGGGGAAACUUUCGCGGGAAAUCAGACUAGUCCAGCGGUAGACACAGCUGUGCGCACUCCAGCUCUGCUUUCGGUCAUCAUGGAUCCCUUUAAGCUGCAGCGUGCUGAACUUUCAAAGCCGAAGAAUUUCCAGAAAUUUCGGAAUGUGAAAUUAAUUUCCAUGGAGACCUCGUCCUCCUCAGAUGACAGUUGUGACAGUUUUGGCUCUGAUAAUUUUGCAAACACAAAAAACACGUUUAGAAAAGGGACAAGCAAAGAACUGGCCAGAAUAUUCUCUCAGGAUUCGGAUGCAGAAUCAUUUUGCGGGUUUUCAGAAAAUGAUAUGAAAAUCGAAUCUGAUUCUGAGGGUGAGAGGCCUAAAAUGCUUAGAAGGUCCACAAGAGGUCAAGCCAAAAAGAAUAUAUCGCUGAAAGUAGCCCUGAAGUUUCCAGCGAAAAAGAGUCCAAGAAUAAGUGCACCAAAGAAGGGAAAUCAGAAGGUGGCAAAGAAACAAGAAAAGGAAGAGUCUGAUGUGUCAGACAAUGAGAGCGGUCCCAAUUUUUUAGAGAAACGUGCCUUGAACAUAAAGCAGAACAAAGAGAUGCUUGCAAAGUUGAUGGCAGAACUCAAAAACAUACCUGAAUUCCUGUCCACCCCGAGUCCAUUCUCUCCUAUCAUGAAAAUAAAACGUACUCCCAGAACUCCACGUACUCCUGGACAAACAAGAAGGAAUCCUGAAAGAACCUCGCGACCUCAUACCAGAUCCAGAUCUCUCAUUGAUGGUCCUCCCAGCCCCACCCCGGAUGAUGAUGAUGAAGAUGACCGCUACUAUUUGAUUAGAAAAAGAAAGAUGGAUGAGGAGUCUGAUGAAGAAAAUUAUGUGCCGAGGUACCGCCGCCAGAGUUCCAUGACCCUUCCUCAUAUUAUCCGACCAGUUGAGGACAUAACAGAAGAGGAACUGGAUGGCAUCUGUUUCAACGCACGAGAAAAAGUCUACAACAGAGUAACAGGUUCAACCUGUCAUCAGUGUCGCCAAAAGACUGUAGACACAAAGACGAACUGCCGACAUCCUGAUUGCAACGGUGUGAGGGGCCAAUUCUGUGGCCCUUGUCUAAAGAAUAGAUAUGGAGAGGAUGUGAAGACUGCGUUAUUAGACCCAGAAUGGAAAUGCCCACCAUGCAGAGGGAUCUGUAACUGCAGUUUCUGCCGACAGCGCAAUGGCAGGUGUGCCACCGGUGUUUUGGUCUACCUAGCCAAAUACCAUGGAUAUGAUAACGUACAUGCAUAUCUAAACAGCUUGAAGCGUGAAUUGGAAAUGGAAGACUGAAAAUAUUUUAAAAAGCAUCACGACUAUGGAUGGACGCUUCUUUAGGAAACAGAUUCUGAAGUGGUGGCUAAUUUAAAAUAGGCUGUUAUCACACUGACCCAGUAUUUUGGGGAAAAUGCUACUUUUUGACUAACGUAUGUUAUCAAAAUUACUUGCAACAGGAGAAAAGAGUCAUGUAUAGUAAAAUGUAAAUGUGAAAUGCUCUGCACACAACAAUCCAUAACUUUUUAUGUCUGAAGCUGAAAAAUUGGACAGUAUUCUGGUGUGAAACUUAAAAAAAAAAUAUAAAAAAAAAAUGGGUCAGUUUAACUGUUAAGAUACCUUUUGAUAAAGAGGGCCCAUAGAAUAUUGUAAAAAGUGUUUUAUAAAUGUAUAUAGACUAAAUGAAAGUUUGCUUUUGAUAAAAAGCAGACAAAAGCCGCUGUUUUUUUAGUGUUUUUGGUGUCAUUGCAUUUUAUAUGCCCUAUAAACAGUAGAGUUAUAAUAUUACAGGUCUUUCCACUGGACAGGUCAGCGGGUGAAUAAUGGAUGUGGUAGCAUGAAAAUGUGUUAACACUGGUCUAAUGCUAUCCAACUACCGUAUUUUUCAGACUGUAAGAUACACCUUGGAUAUAGAGGAGGAAAAUAAGGGGGGAAAUUCUCAUCAGCCCCCAAUCUCCAUCAAACAAAAAUAUGAAAUAACCAAACUAACCUCCUUGCUUCAGACUGUGCCAAUGUUCACCGCUCCCUGGUCUUCUGCUGGCCUAGUGUUGCACUGUGACCCGAUGUCACAGCGUCAGGUCAUAGAGCAUACCUACGUGCACUAUGUCCUGACACUGUACGCAGUCAGUGCACUGCAGUGCAGAAGAUUUAUUUCGAAGGCGACCUGCCAGCUCUCCUGACAUGUCUAUCUUGGGCUCUGUGCACACAGCCUUUAAGCCUUACACUUAACAUACAUUUCUGGUAAACAUGUAAAGAUUCCAUAGCAACAUUCACCUAAUGGAGCCCAAAACAAUGUCAUUAUGGGCUCUCCUGGGAUGGUAUCCACUGGCAUACCCUUUGAGGAAUGGGCAACAUAUGCCUAGACAAAAGCAUGUGUUGUAUACGUUGCAUGGAAGUGUAUUUAUUGGGCAGUGUUCCUAACUUUAUGAAUGGCUUUGAUACAUUCUUCAUUUAAUGCUUCGUAAAUACUUGCAUUUCACCCUGAGAGCAAAUCGGGGGCGCCAAAACUCUGCUUCGUGUCAUCCUUUUAUUAUUCCUCCUGGAAAUGUAUGAAGACUGGGUUAUGUUAACACCAUGUUGUCAAUUUAUACAUGCUCCAUG